Molecule: messenger RNA, 1178 nt
Organism: Osmerus eperlanus (European smelt)
Lineage: Eukaryota; Metazoa; Chordata; Actinopteri; Osmeriformes; Osmeridae
Gene: tcerg1l
Product: transcription elongation regulator 1 like
Exons: 10
Coding region: 85-1053 (322 amino acids)
Cellular component (GO): nucleus
Molecular function (GO): transcription coregulator activity; RNA polymerase binding
Source: RefSeq, a predicted model, not a curated record
CCUGCCCCAGGGGUGAGAGGGGGCUCUUUGGGGCGCUCCUGGGAGGGCUGGCUGGAGCCUCUGCUGCCCGCCCAGCUGGCCAGGAUGGCGGGGCUGGCAGCGCCUGGGGUGGCACUGAUACCUGGUCCCUGGAGAAACCACACCACUGCAGAGAAACGUCUGACCAGGAGGAGGGCGGCGUGUGGAAGAGCGCUGGUGCUGAGGACGGAACACCCGGCAGACAGCAGGAAGGAGGAGCGUCUCAAGGCAUCGGUGGAGGAGGGGAGGGGCUCCAAAGACAAACGACCCGUCGCCUCAACCCCAGUUCCCGGGUCGCCAUGGUGCGUGGUCUGGACAGGAGAUGACAGAGUCUUCUUCUUCAACCCCACCAUUCAGCUGUCUGUCUGGGACAAGCCCAUGGACCUCCAGGACCGUGGGGAUCUCAACAGGAUCAUAGAAGAUCCCCCUCACAAACGCAAGAAGGAUUCCAGAGAUGGCUCUGGUUCUCUCUCAGCGGAUGAGGAAGAUGAGGAUGAAGAGGAGCAGAGCUCCAAAACCAAGAGGAACAAGCUGGAGGAACCUUGUGCAUGUGCAGAGGGGCUGGAGGAGACGGAGGACCAGAAAGGGGACGGACCUUCCUCCCAUCCAACUGUCCUGCCGUUAGAGCUCCGCAUCACACACUUCAGAGAAAUGCUGCUGGAGAGAGGGGUGUCAGCCUUUUCCACGUGGGAAAAGGAGCUUCACAAGAUUGUGUUUGACCCUCGCUACCUACUGCUCUCCUCAGAGGAGAGAAAACAGGUGUUUGAUCAGUUUGUUAAGGCCAGGAUUAAAGAGGAGCACAGAGAGAAGAAGUUCAAACUGCUGCAGGCUAAAGAGGAGUUCAGGAAGCUUCUAGAAGAGGCCAAGAUGUCUGCCCGGUCCACAUUUAAGGAGUUCUCAGAGAAGCAUGGCAGAGACCAGCGCUUCAGGCAGGUGCAGAAGAAGAAGGACCAGGAGCUGUUCUUCAACCAGUUCAUCUCCUCGCUGAAGAAGAGAGACAAGGAGAACCGUCUCCGACUGAGGAAGAUGAGGUGAGGAUGAGGAGAAUCAACCUCUUGAGACUGGAGCAAGACGGUUCCUGUUCUGACACAUAGCAACAGACAGAACCUUCCUUGUAAGAACCGUUACCACAGUGGAACCUCCAUAGAACCAGGCAGGAC